GGGGAGGGGGCGCUGACCCGGAUGUUCACUCUCGGGCACCCGGGGAAGUGGAAGCGCCGGGCCCUGCUGCGGUGGGGAGAGCCACAGACGCCGGGACCGGGAGCGCCGCCGCCGCCGCCGCCGCCAUGAGUGAUCAGCAGCUGGACUGUGCCUUGGACUUGAUGAGGCGCCUGCCUCCACAGCAAAUCGAGAAAAACCUCAGUGACCUGAUCGACCUGGUCCCCAGCCUAUGUGAAGACCUCCUGUCUUCUGUUGACCAGCCUCUGAAAAUCGCCAGAGACAAGGUGGUGGGAAAGGAUUACCUCUUGUGUGACUACAACAGAGAUGGGGACUCCUAUAGGUCACCAUGGAGUAACAAGUAUGACCCUCCCCUGGAAGACGGGGCCAUGCCUUCUGCUCGGCUUAGGAAGCUGGAGGUGGAAGCCAACAACGCCUUUGACCAGUACCGAGACCUGUAUUUUGAAGGUGGUGUCUCAUCUGUCUACCUCUGGGAUCUGGAUCAUGGUUUUGCUGGAGUGAUCCUCAUAAAGAAGGCUGGAGAUGGAUCAAAGAAGAUCAAAGGCUGUUGGGACUCCAUCCACGUGGUGGAAGUGCAGGAGAAGUCCAGUGGUCGCACCGCCCAUUACAAGCUGACCUCCACGGUGAUGCUGUGGCUGCAAACCAACAAAUCCGGCUCUGGCACCAUGAACCUCGGGGGCAGCCUCACCAGACAGAUGGAGAAGGAUGAGACUGUGAGCGACUGCUCUCCGCACAUAGCCAACAUCGGGCGCCUGGUGGAGGACAUGGAGAACAAAAUCAGAAGUACGCUGAACGAGAUCUACUUCGGGAAGACAAAGGACAUCGUCAACGGGCUGAGGUCUGUGCAGACUUUUGCAGACAAAUCAAAACAAGAAGCUCUUAAGAACGACCUGGUGGAGGCUUUGAAGAGAAAGCAGCAGUGUUAAAAGCCUCUGCUUCCCACUGACCGGAGACGCCGUGCGCUGUUAGGCUCCUUUCUUAGACACUGCUCCCUCCCUCGUCCCUUCCCUCCCCGACAGGUCACAUAACAACUCGCAUCACCACCGCAGCGCCAUCUCUCCCGAGAAUAAACCCGGUAAACACCCCUGGUCUCGGAGGCCUCCUUCCCCCACCACGUUUUGCUAUCACGACUCGGUAUUCCCAUAGAGACCGCGUUUUCUGUCCGCCCCGGCCCCCCGUCUCCCCACCACCCAUUUAUAGGCAUAAAAAUACACUGUCUGUCUGCCUCCCUCCCCUCCCACCUUUUUGUUACAUUGGUGUAAAAAAUGUAAAACAAAAAAAUUUUAUGAAAUAACUGUGGUGUGUGAAAGAUAGAAGAAAAACUGGAAAUCUGAUUCCACGUGUGUUUGGGAGUUGCUUGGGGUUGGGGGCCGGGCGGGGGACAGGGGACAGCUCUGGGAGAAAGGAGAGGUGGCCCUCGGCACGGUCCCGCGGAGACCACGCGGUGGGGGGCGGGGACUGCGGACCGUCCUGCUCUUCUGGCCAGGUGCUUUUCUGUCAAUUUUUAUGGAAUGCAAAAGGAGUUUUUGUUUUAUUUUGUUUUUUUGUAAAGCUUAAAAAAAAUCUACAUCUUAUACUUGAGCUUCCAUACUUAAAAAAAAAAAAGAAAGAAAAAAAAGAACAAAAAAAAUAAAUAAAAAGAAACUGGGACGCA
This is a messenger RNA of Dama dama (fallow deer), 1672 nucleotides long. RefSeq names its product capping actin protein of muscle Z-line subunit beta (gene CAPZB). Gene Ontology annotation, cellular component: F-actin capping protein complex; cytoplasm. NCBI's taxonomy places the organism in Eukaryota, Metazoa, Chordata, Mammalia, Artiodactyla, Cervidae. The transcript is spliced from 9 exons. The record is from RefSeq and is a predicted model, not a curated record. Gene Ontology annotation, biological process: cell morphogenesis; regulation of lamellipodium assembly; negative regulation of filopodium assembly. Bases 126 to 944 code for a protein of 272 amino acids. Gene Ontology annotation, molecular function: actin filament binding.